Molecule: messenger RNA, 552 nt
Organism: Peronospora matthiolae
Lineage: Eukaryota; Oomycota; Peronosporomycetes; Peronosporales; Peronosporaceae
Source: the annotation of a GenBank genome assembly
AUGGACGAGAGUGUCCUGGAUGAAAAGACACGAGUUGAGCGAUAUGAGUCCCAAUCGUGGGAAUCGCUCAAGACGAAUCCUCUCUACAAAGAUUUGGUUGAAUUGAAGGAUGUAUUCCCUGAAACUGUUCCGUGCGAGUUAUCGAGGGAUAAAGGUAUUCGACACGAGGUCGAGCUUAAACCAGGCUUGAAGUACUGUGUCAUGAAGCAGUGGCCACUGCCUCGUGAACAAGUACUUGCGAUCGACAAGUUCUUUGCUGAUCGUUUAGCUGCGGGCCAUGUGAGGGAAUCGACUUCCCCACACAGCUCUCCGACCUUCUGUGUGCGAAAAGCAACAGGAGGGUGGCGGAUAGUGCAUGCAUUCAACAAGUUGAACUCUGCAAAGGUACCGGCUCAGACGCCGAUACCGAGGAAGGACGUCAUCAUUGAUGGUGUGUCAAAGAGUACCAUCUUUUCGUCCAUGGAUUUGAUGGAUGGCUUCUAUCAAAUCCUUGUGCGGGAACGGGAUAUACCCUAUACCGCAGUUAGCACGCCUAGCGACAUGCUCUCGUAA